Molecule: messenger RNA, 1309 nt
Organism: Pseudoliparis swirei
Lineage: Eukaryota; Metazoa; Chordata; Actinopteri; Perciformes; Liparidae
Product: dehydrogenase/reductase SDR family member 13-like
Exons: 6
Coding region: 191-1177 (328 amino acids)
Source: RefSeq, a predicted model, not a curated record
UCGCAGCGGGAGUUUCAGGUCCGACCGGACCGGGACCGGCAGGACCGGUCCGACGGGCGCGUCCCGGCAGCUGUAUAAGAGGCGAAGACGGGUACAUGGGAUCGAGACUUCUGCAGACCGCUACAGGUGAUACAGACCGCUACAGACCGCUACAGGUGAUACAGACUACUCCAGGUGGAUCCAGACCACCAUGCUCUACCUGCUGCUGCUGGCCGCGCUGCUCCUGGGGGGCUACGUGUUCCUCACGCGCACGCUCUUCAGAAGAGCCACGUGCACAGGCACUGCGGCGGUGGCCGGCAAGACCGUCAUCAUCACAGGAGGGAACACUGGCAUUGGUCGAGCCACAGCACUGCACCUCGUCAGGAGAGGAGCACGAGUCAUCCUGGCCUGUAGGAACAGAGACAAGGCCGACUGCACCAUCACUAACAUCACACAGGAAACAGGAAGUACUGACGUUGUCUUCAUGAAGUUGGACUUGGCCAGUCUGAAGUCGGUUCGCUGCUUCACAGAACGCUUCCUGGAAACAGAGUCCAGGCUGGACCUGCUGAUCAACAACGCUGGCCUGGUGGCUGACGGGCGGACAGAAGACGGCUUCGGCAUAGAGUUCGGGGUCAACCACCUGGGUCACUUCCUGUUGACCUACCUACUGCUGGAGCGCCUGAAGGAGGGGGGUGGGGGGCGCGUGGUCACCCUGUCCUCCAUGGCCUACCGCUGGGGGAGCAUCGACCUGAAGGCUCUGGCAGUGGACAGGCACCUGGGGACCGGCCGCUACAGCUGGCAGUUCUUCCAGGCCUACUGCAACAGCAAGCUGUGCAACAUGCUGUUCACACACCAGCUCGCCAAGAGGCUGAGGGGGUCAGAGGUCAGCUGCUACAGCGUGCACCCAGGUGUGGUCCGGACCGAGCUGUCCCGUAACGUCAGCCUGUGGCAGAAGCUGAUCAUCGAGCCCGUGGCCCGGCUGCUGUUCCUGGACCCGGAGGCCGGAGCCCAGACCACGCUGCACUGCUGCCUGACGGAAGGACUCGAACCGCUGAGCGGGCGCCACUUCUCCUGCUGCGCCGCCCAGGAGGUCACGGAGAAAGGUCGCGACGACGCCAUGGCCCGCCAGCUGUGGGCUGUCAGCGAGCAGCUCUGUGGACUCGCUGCAGGUGGACCCUCUUCAGGUGCACCCCCUUAAGCUGGACUCUCUUCAGGUGGACUCUCUUAAGCUGGACUCUCUUCAGGUGGACUCUCUUAAGGUGGACUGUGUGUUAUGAGUCUGUGUCCUCCUGUAAUAAAGCUAUGCUGCCCCCUGGUGGCUGACAUGAAG